This is a messenger RNA of Phycomyces blakesleeanus NRRL 1555(-), 1771 nucleotides long. RefSeq lists its product as hypothetical. Lineage: Eukaryota; Fungi; Mucoromycota; Mucoromycetes; Mucorales; Phycomycetaceae. The record is from RefSeq and is a predicted model, not a curated record. Gene Ontology annotation, cellular component: vacuolar membrane. Gene Ontology annotation, biological process: amino acid transmembrane transport. Gene Ontology annotation, molecular function: amino acid transmembrane transporter activity. Bases 61 to 1380 code for a protein of 439 amino acids. The transcript has 5 exons.
CUCACAUUCUCCUUUUUCUCUUGCUCACUACUACUUCUUGGGUCUUCUUUUGCCACAACCAUGCAAUUGAGACACCUUAAACACGAGAAGGACUCUUCGUCUUCAAUCGACAGAGAGUCAGUUCAUGAUCUUCCACUAGCUAUUAGUGAGCAUGAGGUCAGUUUUAGUCACGGUGUUGAGCGUGAGGCGCAGGGAUCUAGCUAUCUAGCUUACUUUAACGUUGUCUGUGUGGUGGCCGGAACUGGUGCCCUGGGGUUACCCUACGCCCUGCGACAGGGUGGCUGGAUUGGCAUUUUGAUUAUUGCCCUCAGUUGGCUUUUCUCCACAUACUCUGGCGUAAUUCUCAUCAGAUGCCUGUACUAUAAUGGUCAUACUCGACUAUCCUCUUACCAGGAAGUAGCCGAGGCCGCAUUUGGUAAAAUUGGAGGCUGGAUUGCUUUCUUUUUCACAGCCAUCACUUUGAUCGGUGUACCUGUGCUUUACUUGCUCUUGGCCGGCCAGAAUCUCCACACUGUCUUGAUCGGAACCUCUGCGGAACUUACUUUUCCUAUCUGGGUAAUCAUCUGCGCCGCUGCUGUUGCUGUCCCAUUUGUCUUUUUCAAAUCCAUGAAAGAAGUCGGCUUCCUAAGUGCAUUCGGCAUGUUGGCCACCGUUAUUGUGGUCCUGAUUGUCGUCGUCACUGCUGCCAGAGACAGACCCAAUGUAGUUAAUGUUCACCAUGAUCCUGUCAUCUGGGACCAAUUCCCAAUCGCUUUGAGUUCGAUUGCCUUUAGUUUUGGUGGUAAUCCAGUCUAUGCUCACGUCGAGGCUGGUAUGAGACAGCCAAAGCAAUGGGGUCGCGUCGUAGCUGCUGGUCUCACUACUUGUGUCGGCCUCUAUUUCCUCACUGCUAUACCAGGCUACUUCGUCUACGGCGACCAAGCCCUGUCUCCGAUCUACAACAACCUCCCCCAAGGACCCGAAAAGACCGCUUCCGCAAUCAUCAUUACCGCGCAUGUCUUACUCGCCUGCCCUAUUCUUAUCACAUCUUUUGCUCUCGAUCUCGAAAAGCUCUGCGGCAUUUCGUCCUUCCACCAUUCGCGCGUCGUCGAAUCAUUGCUUCGAUUUGCUCUCCGUAGUUGUAUGAUCGUUGUGAUCACUGUCAUUGCUAUCUAUGUGCCCUUCUUUGGUGACUUUAUGUCGCUCUUGGGUGCAUUUUCCAACUGCGCUCUCAUUCUUAUCUUCCCUGUAAUGUUCUAUUUCAAGCUGACCGGUCUGCGCAACAAGUCCUGGUAUGAGCUCAUUCUCGGCUUUUUCACCGUACUCUUGGGUAUUGUUGGUCUGAUCUUUGGUACCAUCUCGGCUGUCAAGGCCUUGAAAGAUGAUUUCAGCCAGCAAUAAUAAAAUCACAUUCGCUUUCCUACCCCUCCACUAACCCAACCUAACACAACACAACACAACACCUUCUCACACCCUCCAGCCACCAUUCUUCUUAUUCUUGUUACUCUUUCUUGGUGUGGUUCAAUCCAGAUAUUAAUGUACUAAAUUAAUGGGCCUUUUAUUAUUCUUUACUACUUUAUUUUAGUUAUAUUUAUACUAUUUCAUAACACCUUUAUUUCUUUAUUUCUAUAUACAUUAUCUUUUUUUAUAUCCCAUAUUUGUAUUAUCAUUUGCUCUUCUUUAUCUAUUUAUCUAUCCAUUCUUCUUUAUAUUGCUCUAUUUUAUUAUUUAAUGACUAUAAAAAUCUCCUCUAUUUAAUACCACCUGCGUAAUAGGUUGGUUGUAAACAUUC